AUGUUGAGCAGACUGCAAGAGCUGAAGAAGGAAGAGGAGACCCUGCUGAAGGUCAAGGCUUUGUUGCUGGACCAGCUCAACAGACUGAAGGUGGAGGAGCUGGCUCUACAGUCCAUGAUAAGCACAGAGAGGGAGGACAGCGAUGCUUCCAGCCCAGCCCAGCCUGACCUUGCAGAGAUUGCCAUGCAGGUAGACGAUGAAAGCAAAAUCAAUCAGACUGAACUUCAGCUAAACGCCUGUGCUGUGGAACAAGGCCUGGAGGAGGAACAGGAGGAAGAGGAAGAGGAGGAAGAGGACAACUGA
Messenger RNA from Acipenser ruthenus (sterlet), 303 nucleotides. RefSeq names its product snRNA-activating protein complex subunit 5-like. The coding region runs from base 1 to 303 and encodes 100 amino acids. The record is from RefSeq and is a predicted model, not a curated record. Gene Ontology annotation, biological process: transcription initiation at RNA polymerase III promoter; transcription by RNA polymerase II. Gene Ontology annotation, cellular component: nucleus. Lineage: Eukaryota; Metazoa; Chordata; Actinopteri; Acipenseriformes; Acipenseridae. The transcript is spliced from 3 exons.